Molecule: messenger RNA, 2057 nt
Organism: Bursaphelenchus xylophilus (pine wood nematode)
Lineage: Eukaryota; Metazoa; Nematoda; Chromadorea; Rhabditida; Aphelenchoididae
Source: the annotation of a GenBank genome assembly
AUGACACAUCUCAGUCUGUGCUUUCCUCUUUUUGUUCCGUCUUCAAAGUAUAACAAACAAAAUCAGCUUUAUUUUGGGAGGAAUGAAAUUGUAUGUAGAGGAAAGUAGGGGUAAUUGAGGGUUAAGCAGGAAUGGUUUGAUUACGAAAGCCGGUUUUUUAGGUAGUUGCACCUCUAAAUGUAAGAUCGGGGUGACAAAGUUUGGAGGGGAGCACUCUUCUUCGAUUAUCAGUUUCCUCGUCAUGUAAUAGAUAGUCAUGUUGGAGGAAGGGGAGUGUUCUCUACUCAAAUUUGUGAUUAGUUUCUAUUUUUUAUCUAACAAUAAGACAACAAGGCUUGGCAGCUUUGUUUUUUAUAUUUUUUCGUCGUUCUGAUUGUUCAAUGUCUUGAAUUUUAAUUAUUUUAUAUUACCCAUGACCUUAAUUACGAUGAUGAUUUUUGAAUAUUUCAGAUGCCUCUUUCCACGGCAGAUUCGAUCGAAAGUUCGUCCAGUUCGGAGGACAGUCCCUUAGGCACUCUGGACCCUACCUCAUCGCUCAGCGUCAUCUUCAACCACUCCCCUCCCGCCCAGAAUGUUUGUGCCAUCUGUAGAAUCGAGCCGGUCAAUGUGUUCUACCUCAAAGUCGGUGUUUGCACUGGCUGCCGCGCCUUUUUCCGACGUUCUAUCAAACAGAAAAAACAUUACAAAUGUUUGAAUGGACGACUCUGUGGCCAGAAUGCCCGUAAGUUGGAUUGUUUUGUUGUUAUUCGAGAGAUGACAUAACAAUUCUUAUAUUUUUCUUGGGAUUUUAGUGGUCCCCACACGAAGAGCCUGUAAAUAUUGUCGAUUUCAACGAUGUAUUCAAGCUGGAAUGCUGGAAUCAAGUGAGAUUUGAAGACCCUAAAUUGAAAUUCCUCACAAUUAUUUGCUGACAUUCUGUUUAUAGAGUUACAACUGCACUCGGAGCAACGAGAAAAGUAUUCCUCGUUCUCGAAGAAGAUCCCUGUUGUUACCUCAGACAUUUUUCUGGAUGAAAUGAUAGGUGAAAUGCUCCAGGAUUUUCUGAAAAUGCGGAGGAAAGUUGUUUUCGAAUUCACAGCAAAUUGUCGACGUCAGUUUGGGAAUAUCAGAGCCGGAGAUAACAUUUUGAACGAGGCCAAGGAAAGUGAGAGUGGCCAGCAUGAUAUGGUCGUAUCUCACAUCGAGUUUGCAGUCUAUGAUCAGAUUGUUCGCAACGAAUUCGCAAUUUUCAAAGAUAUCCCCGAUGAUGACUGGGUAAGUAGAUCUAUUGUUAUUUAAAUUCUUUUGUUAUUAGAACUUUUUACUUUUCUUUUAAAAUUUAAAAUCAAAAGAUAUGCUCAUGAUUUUAGGCUGAGCUAACCAAAUACUGUUUUGUGCAAUACUGGGAUCUCCUCGGCCGAGUCCUCACUACAAUGAGAUUUAAUGGGCAUGAGAAGAGUCAGAGUUACAAUUCCGAUGGGACAUAUCAUCAGCUCUCCCAAACCUCCACCGAGAUCUACUGGUCCUACCUCUAUCCCUCCAUCCGCCUCGACGACCCUCAGGGGACAUACCGGACUGUCCAUGACUAUAUGUUCGGCGUUGCCGUUAAUCUGGUACGGUCUGUUACGGUAGCCUUCGCCAAGGCCCAUUUGGAUGAAGUUGAGACUGCCGCUUUAUUGUUAUUACUGUACACGUCAUCGGAAUGCAAACGAUUGGUGUCUGAGAAGACAAAGAAUUUGCUGGACAAAUGUCGGCAAGAAACCCUCCGGGGAUUGGGAGCGCAUAUCAAAAGUACUGGCAGGGAUAUUUCACAGAGAAUGCCGGUCAUUAUUUUACUCAUCACUGAAUUCCAGGUGAGUUUCCGUUCUUCCAGAAUUAUCUUCUAUCUGUUUCUGUGUUAUCCAUCAUAUUUCCAGAACCUUUCCCGGAUCACUCACUUCGCCAUGUUAUUGAUAUUCCACGCCACGAAAGGCCUUGCCUAUCCCGAGAUCUUCAGAGAAAUGGUGGGCAAGCUGGGCAACUUCCUCUCGCCACAGCCCACCUUGACCGACGAUUUCAUUGACACUUUGUCUUCCUAA